AUGUCUACUGCAGGCUGUGUUUACAACAUGUCUACUGCAGGCUGUGUUUACAACAUGUCUACUGCAGGCUGUGUUUACAACAUGUCUACUGCAGGCCGUGUUUACAACAUGUCUCCUGCAGGCUGUGUUUACAACAUGUCUCCUGCAGGCUGUGUUUACAACAUGUCUACUGCAGGCUGUGUUUACAACAUGUCUACUGCAGGCUGUGUUUACAACAUGUCUACUGCAGGCUGUGUUUACAACAUGUCUACUGCAGGCCGUGUUUACAACAUGUCUCCUGCAGGCUGUGUUUACAACAUGUCUCCUGCAGGCUGUGUUUACAACAUGUCUCCUGCAGGCUGUGUUUACAACAUGUCUACUGCAGGCUGUGUUUACAACAUGUCUCCUGCAGGCUGUGUUUACAACAUGUCUCCUGCAGGCUGUGUUUACAACAUGUCUCCUGCAGGCUGUGUUUACAACAUGUCUCCUGCAGGCCGUGUUUACAACAUGUCUCCUGCAGGCUGUGUUUACAACAUGUCUCCUGCAGGCCGUGUUUACAACAUGUCUCCUGCAGGCUGUGUUUACAACAUGUCUCCUGCAGGCUGUGUUUACAACAUGUCUACUGCAGGCUGUGUUUACAACAUGUCUCCUGCAGGCUGUGUUUACAACAUGUCUCCUGCAGGCUGUGUUUACAACAUGUCUCCUGCAGGCCGUGUUUGUAACAUGUCUACUGCAGGCUGUGUUUACAACAUGUCUCCUGCAGGCUGUGUUUACAACAUGUCUCCUGCAGGCUGUGUUUACAACAUGUCUCCUGCAGGCUGUGUUUACAACAUGUCUACUGCAGGCUGUGUUUACAACAUGUCUCCUGCAGGCUGUGUUUACAACAUGUCUACUGCAGGCUGUGUUUACAACAUGUCUCCUGCAGGCUGUUUACAACAUGUCUCCUGCAGGCCGUGUUUACAACAUGUCUCCUGCAGGCCGUGUUUACAACAUGUCUACUGCAGGCCGUGUUUACAAGCAUGUCAACAGUAUCAUCAUGUCUGGAGAUGA
Procambarus clarkii (red swamp crayfish) is the source of this 1029-nucleotide messenger RNA. The record is from RefSeq and is a predicted model, not a curated record. Lineage: Eukaryota; Metazoa; Arthropoda; Malacostraca; Decapoda; Cambaridae.